Melospiza melodia melodia is the source of this 2010-nucleotide messenger RNA. It is a transcript of the gene HS2ST1, whose product is annotated as heparan sulfate 2-O-sulfotransferase 1. Gene Ontology annotation, molecular function: heparan sulfate 2-sulfotransferase activity. The transcript has 7 exons. Bases 64 to 924 code for a protein of 286 amino acids. NCBI's taxonomy places the organism in Eukaryota, Metazoa, Chordata, Aves, Passeriformes, Passerellidae. Gene Ontology annotation, cellular component: membrane. The record is from RefSeq and is a predicted model, not a curated record.
CCCCGCGGGCCGGGCCCCGCGUUAUGUCGUGAUCCCGGGCGGGCGGCGCUGCUGCUGCUGCUCAUGGGGCUGCUCAGGAUUAUGCUGCCGCCCAAGUUGCAGCUGCUGGCGGUGCUGGUGUUCGGGGUGGCCGUGCUGUUCCUGGAGAACCAGAUCCAGAAGCUGGAGGAGUCCCGCGGCAAGCUGGAAAGGGCUAUUGCAAGGCAUGAAGUCAGAGAAAUAGAGCAACGUCACACAGUCGAUGGUCCCCGACAAGAUGUGACACUGGAUGAGGAAGAUGAUGUGGUGAUUAUUUACAACAGAGUACCCAAGACUGCCAGCACAUCCUUCACAAAUAUUGCCUAUGAUCUCUGUGCUAAGAACAAAUACCAUGUUCUACAUAUCAAUACAACCAAAAAUAACCCUGUUAUGUCUCUGCAAGAUCAGGUGCGCUUUGUGAAGAACGUGACCUCGUGGAAGGAGAUGAAGCCGGGAUUUUACCACGGCCACGUCUCGUACCUGGACUUCGCCAAAUUUGGUGUUAAAAAGAAACCAAUUUACAUAAAUGUCAUAAGAGACCCUAUAGAACGCCUAGUUUCUUACUAUUACUUUCUGCGCUUUGGAGAUGAUUACAGACCAGGGCUACGGAGGCGAAAGCAGGGGGAUAAAAAGACCUUUGAUGAAUGUGUGGCAGCUGGAGGUUCCGACUGUGCUCCAGAGAAACUUUGGCUUCAAAUUCCAUUCUUCUGUGGCCACAGCUCAGAAUGCUGGAAUGUGGGAAGCAGAUGGGCUUUGGAACAAGCCAAAUACAAUCUGAUUAAUGAAUACUUCCUAGUGGGAGUUACUGAAGAGCUUGAAGACUUUAUCAUGUUAUUGGAGGCAGCUCUGCCCCGGUUCUUCAGGGGUGCUACAGAACUGUACCGGACAGUGGCUUCAGCUUUUUAAAGUAGCUGAUGUGGCAGAUUUCCAUUUCCUCAGAAGCUCUGCUGGAAUUAACUGUGCUCAGUGCAGCCUGGUUGGCUGAGCAAUAAAGCCUGAGGGAUGCAGAGACCCAAGUAGAUGUUUAUCUUCCUGGGCUCCUAGCUAUGAGAAGUAGCUCACUUUCUAGGAGCUGGCCAUUCAAUUUAUGAUGAAGAGAAGAUCUAUCUUAGCAGGGCUCCUAGCUGCAAAUAGAGGGAGAAAAGGAUCUGAUGUACAGAGCCUAGAUACAUAGUAUUAACAAGUUAAUUAGAAAGCAACAGCACUCCUUGGGGAAAAUCUGGUCAUCAUUUUGGUCUUCUUUGUCUCAGAAACUCUGCAACAGGGAUAUGGCUUAUGUAUAAUUUAUGAUAAGACUAUAGUAUCCUAUUUAGAUGGGAGAGUAAUGGUUUAAAUGCUGUUAGUAGAGAUUAUAUUUUGAUUAGAAAUAGACAAUUGAAAUCAUGCAAAAACAAGAUUUUUUUCUCUUUUAUGGAGAGCUACAGAGAGCUACACCAGAACAGGGAGGUUUUUGGUAGUUUGAGUUGAAUAUAACCUUCCCUGGAGAUAUUUAAAAUAUGUGUAGAAGUGGUGGAGGUAUUUAAAAGAUGUGUAGGUGUGGCACUUGGGGACAUGGCUGACUGGAACAUGGCAGUGUUAGGUUUGUGGUUGGACUUGAUGACCUUAAAUGUCUUUUCCAACAUAAAUAUUUCUAUGAUUCUAUGAAAGAAGUCUCUGCAGUUUCUAAAAUUCUUAACAUUUGAUACCAGAUUAGCAUAUAAAUAAUUAAUUUUGAAAGACCAGUUUUGCUCCAGGUAGAUUAUAUGGAGUAAUCUUACUCUUUAAAUGAAUGUUCAUUCCCUGGGUUUAUUAGAGCAAACAGGAAGAAUUGAAAGAAUGGAUGCAAAAUUCAUAAACAUUAAGUGAGAGAGGCUGCCGGUUCCAACUCUGCAUGUUGUGUUAAUAAAUUUUGGAUUAAAGCCUGCUCCUUCUAAUGCAGUUUAUCAACACACUGAGAAUAUAAAAUCUCUGUAAAUAACAAAGGACUGUAAACAUUUUUUGAGCACAUGAACU